This is a messenger RNA of Camelina sativa (false flax), 1601 nucleotides long. Lineage: Eukaryota; Viridiplantae; Streptophyta; Magnoliopsida; Brassicales; Brassicaceae. The record is from RefSeq and is a predicted model, not a curated record.
ACUCUUCACCUUUUUAUAUUCUUAUUACUUUCUACACACUCAUCAUCAUCACUCACUAUAUAAACACACACUCACACAUUCACUCUACAAACACACAAAAAAAACAACUGAGAUCAGAUCAAGAUCUUAAACAAUGAGAUCCCAUCUCUUGAUUCUGUUGAUCUCUCUCUUGGUCUUGAAAUCUGAAUCCAUAAACUGCGAUGAAAAUAGCCAUACCUCAGAUCUAAGAGUGUUCCACAUUAACAGCCAAUGCUCUCCAUUCAAAACCUCUGCCUCAUGGGAAGACACACUUCUUCAAGACAAGGCUCGUUUCCUUUACUUGUCAAGCCUCGCCGCCGCUAAGAAAUCAUCAGUCCCAAUUGCAUCGGGACGGGCCAUCGUUCAGAGCCCUACUUACAUCGUGAGGGCUAACAUCGGGACACCAGCUCAGCCCAUGCUCGUGGCUCUUGACACUAGCAAUGACGCUGCUUGGAUUCCUUGUUCUGGUUGCGUUGGCUGUUCUUCCUCUGUUCUCUUUAACCCUUCCAAGUCAAGUUCCUCUCGUACUCUUCAAUGCCAAGCUCCUCAGUGUAAACAGGUACCAAAUCCAAGUUGCACCGUAAAAAAAUCAUGUGGUUUCAACAUGACCUACGGUGGUUCAGCCAUCGAAGCAUAUCUGACACAAGACACACUAACAUUGGCCAAUGACGUUAUCCCAAACUACACCUUUGGGUGCAUCAACAAGGCUUCCGGGUCAUCGUUGCCAGCGCAAGGACUCAUGGGUUUAGGUCGUGGUCCAUUGUCUCUAAUCUCACAGACACAAAAUCUUUAUCAGUCUACAUUCUCGUAUUGCUUGCCUAAUAGUAAGUCUGGCAAUUUCUCCGGAUCGCUAAGAUUGGGACCUAAGUUUCAACCAAUGCGGAUCAAGACCACUCCAUUGUUAAAGAACCCAAGGAGAUCAUCGCUUUACUAUGUUAAUUUGGUUGGAAUUCGUGUCGGAAAUAAAAUAGUGGACAUCCCUACAAGUGCACUCGCCUUUGAUCCGGCCACUGGAGCCGGAACCAUCUUUGACUCCGGGACGGUCUACACGAGGCUAGUCGAACCAGCUUACGUGGCGGUGAGAGACGAGUUCAGGCGACGUGUUAAGAACGCAAACGCAACUUCACUAGGAGGUUUCGACACUUGCUACUCCGGCUCCGUCGUGUACCCGUCGGUGACAUUUAUGUUCGCUGGAAUGAACGUUACUCUGCCUACGGACAACCUUCUCAUCCACAGCUCCGCAGGUAACCUCAGCUGCCUCGCCAUGGCUGCAGCUCCGACCAACGUUAACUCUGUCCUUAACGUCAUCGCUAGUAUGCAGCAGCAGAACCACCGUGUUCUCAUUGACGUUCCAAAUUCAAGGCUCGGCAUUUCUCGUGAAACUUGCACCUAAGUUUUAUCGGAUUGUGUUUUUGUUUUCGGUCUAUUUCGUAAUGCGUUUUGAACUUUUGAAUCUUGGAAACUAUAUAAGUUAAUGAUUUUUGUUAAUUCUCAUAUAUGUGAUUGUGAAAUCUUUCGUUAGAUUUUCUUUCGACUGUUCUCUGUUUCCAUAAAGGAUUGUCAUGAAUUUGCGGAUGCUGAAA